AUGAUCAUCUGUACAUGCUUUAUGACUGCACUGGGUUUCUAUGGCUAUACUGGAUUUGGAGACAAAAUCGCGCCAACCAUUACUACUAAUGUGCCGAAAGAUGGACUGUACUCAACAAUUAAUAUAUUUCUUAUGCUGCAAUCGAUGCUUGGACAUUCGAUUGCAAUGUACGUAGUCUUCGACAUGUUUUUCAAUGGAUUUCGAAGGAAGUUUUCUGCCAGGUUCCCCAAUUGUCCCAAGUUUCUCGUUGAUAAGGGAUUUCGAGUAUUCUGGGUUAUGGUGACCUACUCGAUGGCAGUUUUGAUCCCGAAACUAGAGAUUAUGAUACCAUUAGUUGGAGUGACGAGCGGGACAUUAUGCGCCCUUGUCUAUCCACCGAUAUUCGAAAUGAUCACAUUCUGGACCGAUUGGAAGGGACUUCUGACCUACCGAGAACGCAUGUGUAAGAUAGCAUUGAAUUGUUUUGUCAUCUGCGUUGGUUUCUUCGCUAUCGCUGCGGGUUUGUACGCUAACGGCUUAGCCAUUUACGAGUCAUUCCACAAUGAUCUGUGA
Cylicostephanus goldi is the source of this 552-nucleotide messenger RNA. The record is from the annotation of a GenBank genome assembly. Lineage: Eukaryota; Metazoa; Nematoda; Chromadorea; Rhabditida; Strongylidae.